This is a messenger RNA of Gongylonema pulchrum, 555 nucleotides long. The record is from the annotation of a GenBank genome assembly. NCBI's taxonomy places the organism in Eukaryota, Metazoa, Nematoda, Chromadorea, Rhabditida, Gongylonematidae.
AUGAAAACUGAAAAUCAUGAAAGUCGUAACUUCCUGGACCAUUUGUUACAGCAAAAACAUGAGAAUGCCUGUAAGAAGCUGGCAAGGGCAAAAAGAAAAGUAUUCGAUUCUGGCGUGCAGCGGGCAACCGGCUCCGAUAUCACCAUCGAUAACGUCAAGAAUGCUCGCAAGGAGCGUGAGAAGCUUGGCGGUACGUUUCCGAGGCCAAAAACAAGCUGGCGUGAGAAACAUGAGACAUUCGUUAGCGCAGUAUCGGCAUCCAAGCAAGUCAAUUAUGCUCUCCGUACCGGCACACCGCUGCCGCCACCACCAAAGGCUUCAACACCGAAAGAUUAUGUUAAAUGCGAGUAUUGUGGACGAAGCUUCAAUGAAUCCUCUGCUCAACGGCACAUACCCAUUUGCAAAACACAACACGAAAAAAAGGGGCCAGUGAAGGCGGCGGCUAGUACAAAACCAUCCAAUACUAGCACGAUUGAAAAGCGUUCUAUUGCUAAUGGAUCAUCAUUUCCAAAGGAAUGCACGUUUAAUCUGGAAACUGUUACUGGUGGCAUGUAA